AUGCUAGUUAGUCCAGAGGAUUUCAGAGCUUGGUAUGGAAGACUUGUGGGUAUCUUGAAGACAAAGGUUGAAUAUGGAUUUCUCAACUAUUUCUUCACAUUUCCAGACUACCAACUUAUGUCUACUCUAGAAGAACACUCUUAUUGGUUUGGUUUGCCAGUCUCUGACAAAUUACCAUUCAGUGAUUCAGAGAAGACCCCUACACCAGCAGCUAUUGCAGAAGCACUUCACAUAGAAACGUAUGUUGUGAAGGCCAACUUCAUUAAAAAAGGAGGGAUUCUAGGUUUAACCUCUAGAUUCCUGAGGGAUAAAGCCUUUAUCUUUGCAAAAGCAGAUAGUAGAGAUGCCUUUGAAGCCAUUUUGGCUCUACUCAUUUAUGGAAUUAUGCUCUUCCCAAACAUUGAUGACUUUUUGGAUGUUAACAUUGUACAAAUCUUCUUAAUUGGUAACCCAGUACCCACAUUACUUGGAGAUACCUACCAUUAUAUCCAUCACAAUACUAAGAAAGGUGGUGGAACCAUUCUUUGUUGUGCAUCUCUCGUAUAUAAGUGGUUUAUUUCUCACUUACCUGGAUCCAGGCUCUUCAGGGAGAAUCCACAGAAGCUCAGAUGGUCUCAGAGUUUCAUGUCCAUUGAUCAAGGGAAUAUACAUUGGUAUGACCCCUCCUAUGAUGUCAGAGUAAUUAUUGACAGUUGUCGUGAAUUUCCUAAUGUACCUCUCCUUGGUGUACAUGGGGGAAUUAACUAUAACCUCAUCCUUUCCAGACGCCAGUUAGGAUAUCCUAUGGCAGAUAAACCCGAUAACCUUCUAUUGUCAGGUUUCUUUUACCUCAACAAAGAAGAGAGUUUCAGUUUGAAGGAUAGAAUCAUACAUGCUUGGCGCAACAUUCACAAGAAAGGAAAAGACCGAUUAGGAAGAAAUAAUUGUGUUGCUUUUGAACCCUACACCCAAUGGGUUUGUGCUAGAGACAGUGAACUUAAGAUUCCCUAUGCUCCUGAGAAUCCCUCAUUCCCUUAUGUUAUAACAUCAUCAUCCACCAUUCCUAUUGAAAAUAGGGAAGAGUUUCAAGAAAUUUUGGCUAGGUUGAAAUUGGAAAGAGACACUUGGGAAGGCUGGUACAUAUCUUGA
This is a messenger RNA of Lathyrus oleraceus (garden pea), 1128 nucleotides long. RefSeq lists its product as uncharacterized. The record is from RefSeq and is a predicted model, not a curated record. NCBI's taxonomy places the organism in Eukaryota, Viridiplantae, Streptophyta, Magnoliopsida, Fabales, Fabaceae. The coding region runs from base 1 to 1128 and encodes 375 amino acids. The transcript has a single exon.